Leishmania mexicana MHOM/GT/2001/U1103 is the source of this 543-nucleotide messenger RNA. RefSeq lists its product as hypothetical. The coding region runs from base 1 to 543 and encodes 180 amino acids. The transcript has a single exon. NCBI's taxonomy places the organism in Eukaryota, Euglenozoa, Kinetoplastea, Trypanosomatida, Trypanosomatidae. The record is from RefSeq and is a predicted model, not a curated record.
AUGCGACUCAGAUCGCUUCGCGAGCUUGUCGUGCUCUUCGACACGCAGCUGCAGCAGCUGACCCUGCUAUACCUCGCAGACGGAUUCUUUGCGCUGCACACGGUAACAGUCUCCGUCGCCAGUCUGGUGGUGUGCGCCUCUCUCGCUCUCGCCACCAGCAGCGGAUCUGGUAACUCUGCCGCGCUACUCACGUCAACCCCGCUCCUCUUCACGAGCUUUACAUCCUUUGCCUCCCUCUCGGUGCUCACGCUGAUGAUACUGACACUGUUCUAUCGGAUGAUAAGUGGGGGCUUCGUCUACUCCCCGCGAGAGACCGCGUAUGUAGUGGACUGGAUCCUCGACACUGUCUCUCGGCCCCUUGUGGAAGACACAGUGCAUAUACUGCUUGGGCCGAACAAGCGCCGUGAGCGCGGCAUAUUUUUCAUGAGUCUCUGCCUCAUUGGCGAGGCCGGCAAGUUUCUUUCGUUUUGGUCGAUCUGCACGUUGGCGUCGAUGGUCUGGUGCGGGUGGAGCGUGCGGUGUGCGUGGCGUCCGCACCGCUGA